AUGUCUUCAAUUAGAGAAUUGAGCGCAUUCUGUCUUGCCCUGAGUAAGAUAUGUACUAUUCAAACACUGCUCGCUCAGCCAGAUCACACUCUAGAAUGGGUUCUAGCCAUAGCUACGAAACACGCCGUGUCUACUACUACUACUGCUGCAUCCAGCGAAGGUGGCACCCAAGACGAGACGCUGUGGUCGUCGUACCUCGACGAACAAACCCAAUGGGAGCUUUUCCUGCGCCGCGCCGGUCUCAAUCCGUUUGCAGCUCAGAUUGUUCUCGACAUACUCAAAAACAGUUCUAUGUUAUCUCAAGAUGACACUAGCAAAGAUGGUCGACUUCGCGACCUCUCCAGAUUCAUUGAGAUGUCUCGAGAAGCCAGGAGGGAGCUUUUCCAGGAUGCUGUGGGACAGAGGGUACUGCAGCGAGUGGAAAACGCGGUAGAGAUGGAUUGGCAAGUUGAAUGGGCUAUUGAUUUGAGUUGA
Molecule: messenger RNA, 474 nt
Organism: Talaromyces rugulosus
Lineage: Eukaryota; Fungi; Ascomycota; Eurotiomycetes; Eurotiales; Trichocomaceae
Exons: 1
Coding region: 1-474 (157 amino acids)
Source: RefSeq, a predicted model, not a curated record